This is a messenger RNA of Hemicordylus capensis (graceful crag lizard), 573 nucleotides long. It is a transcript of the gene TMEM258, whose product is annotated as transmembrane protein 258. Bases 150 to 389 code for a protein of 79 amino acids. The record is from RefSeq and is a predicted model, not a curated record. Gene Ontology annotation, cellular component: membrane-bounded organelle. Gene Ontology annotation, biological process: protein N-linked glycosylation. The transcript is spliced from 4 exons. NCBI's taxonomy places the organism in Eukaryota, Metazoa, Chordata, Lepidosauria, Squamata, Cordylidae.
GUUCCCAGCAGGCUUUGAGCGGGCUCUUUUGACGAGAGGAAGACAGCAGAUGGAGUUCCGCUGAAGAGGUGGAGCCUGUCUCAGGAAGCGACGUGUCCUUCCGCCACCUGAGACAGCGAGAGACGUUGAGGAGGGGUGCCCGCGGAGCCAUGGAGCUGGAGACGAUGAGCAGAUACACCAGCCCGGUGAACCCGGCUGUGUUCCCUCACCUCACCGUGGUGUUGCUGGCUAUCGGCAUGUUCUUCACCGCCUGGUUCUUCGUCUAUGAAGUGACCUCUACUAAGUAUACCCGAGACAUUUACAAGGAACUGUUGAUCUCCCUGGUGGCUUCACUCUUUAUGGGCUUUGGAGUACUCUUCCUAUUACUCUGGGUGGGAAUUUAUGUGUGACAGUAAACCAAAGGCACUUUCAGGUUCCCGGUAGAAAGAAGCCUUACCUUACUGAAGCUCUUUUUUUUCUAUUUUUGUACUUAAUAAUGAGGCUUAUUGCAGGUAUGGGCUAUGUAACCCUGUCACAUAAUUAUAGCCCAGAGUGUCACAACAUCAGGUCUGAAUAAAGCUGACUCUGUGAUGA